AGAUCUAUUCAUAUGUUAGACGUCCUCAAAUUUAUUCGCAUCUGCGUCUACGGAUGCAAUGUCUGUCCACCAAAAACUGCGUGAUGCCGGCUGGCACUUGAAAGAAGGAUGGGUUACAGAAUUAUGUGGAGGAGAACAUGUUUCAAGUGUGAUUAAGAAAGCUCUGAAUUACGAUCUGAAGCAUUCUGGGGAAAAACAAUUUCAAGAUGACUGGACACGUGGUAAACAAGAAAAAUUUGAAGGAAAAUCUGUACUUCAAAUUGCCAAAAUACGGAAUAUAUCAUCUCCGAAGGAUAACGAAGAAUCUGGUGUUGCACCACCCCUCUUUAGAAUAUCACUCAGUGACGGCCAUACAACUGUUCAAGCGAUUUGUUUGACACCAAUAAAAAAUCUAAGCCUUGGAACAAUUCCUGGAAUGAAGAUGCUUUUGAAGGGACCUAUUACCGUGCGAUCUGCUAUACUUUUACUAAAUGAUCGCAACUGUCAAUUAUUGGGAGGAGAAGUGGAAACUUUAGCUGACAAUUGGCGUUUAAAAAAGGCACUAGCCUCCCAAUCUAGACAUUUUUCUUCCCAUGGUGCACCCCAAUUUGUGCCUUUUUCGCAGAGAUUACGAAAGAAUUUUCAACAACGACCAUCUCCAAAACACAACAGUAAUUUUCGUUCUCUUGAAGCAACAAAUCAAACCAGCACACCUGUUCAAGAAGAUGCUGAAUUUCAAGCAGCUAGAAAAGCUCAUAUUGCUGAUGUGGCUGCUCAGGAGUCAAAAAAGAAAUUUUCGGGAAAAAAGGUCGAUCCAGCUAGUGUCGAAAAAGUUGGUGCUUCAUUAGAUAAAGUCUCGCUAAACGUAAAGAAAAAGACUGCGCUUCAACAACAUGAAAAGAACGAGAGAAAAUUUACUGGACGUAGUCGAAGAGAAAAGAGGGAAGACGACGAAACCAUGCAUCAUUACUCAAGACCAAAAAAUGCAGCUGCUACUUUAUUCGAUUUCCUUCCAGAUGAUAAAAAGCCUAAGAGUGUCUCGAACGAUAGUCAACAAUAUAAAUCAUAUGAGCCAUCUGAACGUUAUGAGAGAAAUCAAGACAAAGGGGGUGGUAGAUAUGGUAGACAAAAGAAGAAUUUCGUAAAAACAGCUCAUUUCACUCCAAGAAGUGGAGGAUUUAAUGCCGCAGCAAGUGAUUCAAACUACAACGCCUCUUUUCCAAAUUUACAUAACAUGAAAGAACAUGCUCCUCCUGUUCAAAAACAAACACCAGCUAAUGACCAAGAUUUCGGCCAUUGGGAUGCUGAUCCAUUUAAUCCUGGAUCCCGGAAUCCAGGUAGGAGAAGAAACGAUCAAAACGGAAAGAGAGGACGAAGGAAUCCUCGUCAAGGAAUACCCAGUAUUGGCGAAAAUUGCUUAGCAAAGUAUUGGGAAGACAACCAGUUUUACAAUGCAAAAAUUGAGGCUGUUGGAGAAAAUACCUGCGUGGUCAAGUUUCUUGAAUAUGGAAAUAGCGAAGAAGUUUAUUUGUCAGAUAUAAAACUGUCGAACAAAUAA
Dimorphilus gyrociliatus is the source of this 1537-nucleotide messenger RNA. Lineage: Eukaryota; Metazoa; Annelida; Polychaeta; Dinophilidae. The record is from the annotation of a GenBank genome assembly.